UCUCCGUUGAGUUGAGCCAGUUCAGUUGAGCGAAUGGAAUUUGAAUUCGAAUUGUUUGUUUUGUUAUGGUUUUAGUUUGUUUAUGAGACAUUUGUGUAAAAUUAUUAAAAAGCUAAAACCUGGUCUAAUAAAAUGGAAGUAAAACCAGAAUGUAGUGAAGAUACAUGUAAAAUAGAAAUAGAGUAUAAUGAAGUGGCUGAUGCUCUGUUAGAUAGCUUUAAAAGUGAAGAGAAGCUCAAUAAAGAAAGUACACAUGAUACAUUUGAUUAUUUAGAAUUCCCAUUAAAGACUGAAAUCAAAAAUGAAAGUGAACUUAAGCCAUUUGAAGAAAGACAAAAUAAUAAAACGGGAGUUCCCCAAGAGAAGGACCCUUUUGAAAGUCGGAAAACAAUAGACAUACAUCCAUGUAAUGAAGAACAACCUGGAAAUCUACUCACUAAAGAAAAAACGUUAAAAUGUGAAAUUUGCUUAAAAGAGUUUUCUCUGAAGAAUUCCUUGAAAAAACAUUUGAUGAGACAUACUGGAGAAAAAUUUCAUAAGUGUGAAAUUUGUUUUAAGCAGUUUAGUCAAGCGAGUUGUUUGAAAACACAUUUAAGAGUGCACACUGGGGAAAAACCUCACAAGUGUGAGAUUUGUUUUAAGCAGUUUAGUACUUUAGGCAAUUUGAAAGUACAUUUGAGAGUGCACCCUGGGGAAAAACCUUAUUAUAAGUGUGAAAUUUGUUUGAAGUCAUUUAUUGAAGCAGAUAAGCUGAAAAGACAUUUUAGCGUGCACACCGGGGAAGAUCCUUACAAGUGUGAGAUAUGUUGUAAGGAAUUUACCAUAUCAAGUAGUUUGACAAAACAUUUGAGAGUGCACACUGAGAAAACACCUUAUAAGUGUGAAAUUUGUUUAAGGCAAUUUGCUGUUAAAAGUGCUUUGCACACACAUACGAGAGUUCACACUAAAGAAAAACCAUACCAGUGUGAAAUUUGUUUAAAACGGUUUUCUCAGAAAAAUAAUCAUAAAAGACAUUUGAUAUUGCACACUGGAGAAACACCUUAUAAAUGUGAAAUUUGUUUUAAGCAAUUUACUUUUAAAAGUACGUUGUAUGCACAUACGAGAGUUCAUACUAAAGAAAAACCAUACCAGUGUGAAAUUUGUUUAAAACAGUUUUCUCAGUCAAGUAAUUAUAAAACACAUUUGAUAUUGCACACUGAAGGCAAAUCCUACGAGUGUAAAAUUUGUUUUAAACAGUUUAGUCUAGCAGGUCCUUUGAAAACACAUUUGAGAGUGCACACUGGGGAAAAACCUUACAAGUGUGAAAUUUGUUUUGAACAGUUUAGUCAAGCAGCCAAUUUGAAAUACCAUUUGAGAUUGCACACUGGGGAAAACCCUUAUAAGUGUGAAAUUUGUUUUAUGCCAUUUAAUAGAGCGGAUGUUUUGAAAAGGCAUUUGAGAUGGCACACUGGAGAAAAAUAUAAGUGUGAAAUUUGUUGUAAACAGUUUAGUGAAGCAAGUAGCCUGAAAAUACAUUUGAGAGUGCACACUGGGGAAAAACCUUAUAAGUGUGAUAUUUGUUUUAAGGCGUUUUCUCGCGCAGACGUUUUGAAAGAACAUAUGAGAUUGCACACUGGAGAAACACCUUAUAAAUGUGAAAUUUGUUUUAGACAAUUUACUUUUAAAAGUACGUUGUAUACACAUAAGAGAGUUCAUACUAAAGAAAAACCAUACCAGUGUGAAAUUUGUUUUAAAGGGUUUUCUCGGUCAAGCAGUUAUAAAACACAUUUGAUAUUGCACACCGGAGACAAACUGUAGCGUUUACGCUAUCCCUAAAAUUUUUUUCUUUGAUACACUCUUGUCUCCAACGUCUUGUCAUCGCUCAGAUGUCGCUACUUGAGAUCGUUUUGCGCGAUGUCCAAACUCGAGAUUAGAGAAAACAUAAUACUUUAGCCAGCGAGCUUCUAGACAAUUGACGGUCUAGUCAGGAUUUGGCGGGCAAUAUUUGAAAAGCAUAUUUAAAAUAAAUAUAUUAUUUAAGACACUAAAUAAAAGAUCUAAUUCCUUUGUUCGAUUAUUUAUAUAAAUGAAAUUCAAAAUAUACUUUACCUAAUACCUAUUUGUAAAGCAUUAGCAAUAUUUUAAAUAAAAAACAUCAAUAAUAAUAUGUAUUAGUUAUAUCACAAUGGGAAUGUAGCAAUUUUACAGCAUUGUUUUGAAUUUCUUUAAUAGAAGGUUUGUCCCAGGUUUAAACUGCUAAGAGACAGGUGGGUGGCAGCUUUAACAUUGAAUUUAAGCGAAAACAAUAUUUAUUUGUCAAAUAAACAGUUCUUUCUGUUUCCUGACAGAACUAAAAUGUAUUUUGAAUUAAAUAAAUACCAUACAUUCUUCUUUUUGUCUCAAUUAAUUUAAUCCAAAAUUAAUUUUUUGGACACCCUGUAUAAAUAAUUAUGUUAAAGUUUAUAUUACUGAAUAGAGAAUUACAUAACCUUCAAAUGAGCUAUCACACAACCCCUACUCUCAUUUUAAAAAAUCAUCGAUUACGUCAUCACGCCCAGACGGAUGACGUCACUAGUACGAUAUAUAUGCCAAAAAGUCAUAAUUUAAAAAUAAAAAUCGACCUGUCUCAGAAUUUCUUUCCAAAUUCGCCUAUUCUCGAGAUAAUGAAUCUAUUCCAACUCAAAUGUCCUCACUGUAUUUUGAAUUUCUCUAUAAAAUAAUUAACCAUAGGAAAGUUAUAAUUAUAACAUAUAAAAGUUAUAUAAUUACAAGAUUAAAGAACAGUCCAAAGGAAAAUAGAAAUAUUCCACAUAAUAAAAAUUUUCCUAAACGAAAGUGAUUGUUUUCAGUAAAUAAGCGAAAUCCUAAAAGGGGAAAUUAUUGUUUAAACAAACCUUCUGUUAGAGAAAUUCAAAAGACUGGUGUAAAAUUGCUUAGUGUCCAAUAUAUAACAUAACUAUAACCUAUAACAUCUUAUACAUAAUAUACAUAACGAUGUUUUUUAUUUAAAAUAUUGCAAAUACAUACUAUAUAGGUAAUUAGAUUAAUAAAUAUAUUUUGAAUUUCAUUUAUAUAGAUAAUCGACCAAGCGAGAUGAGGUCUUUCAUUUAUUACUAAGUUAAACUUAAUGAUAUGUAUUAAGUGUAUAAUAUAUGCUUUUCAAAUUGCCCGCCAAACCCAGAGACUCACUGUCAAUUGUCUAGAAGCUCGCCAGCAUAGUAUUAGUGUUCUCUAGCCGCAAGCGAUGUCCAAGGCCAACGAAAGGUAGUGAGUUGGCCAACGUAUUUACUUUUAAAAGUUCGUUGUGUGCACAUACGAGAGUUCAUACUAAAGAAAAACCAUACCAGUGUGAAAUUUGUUUAAAACGGUUUUCUCAGUCAAGUAAUUAUAAAACACAUUUGAUAUUGCACACUGAAGGCAAAUCCUACGAGUGUGAAAUUUGUUGUUAAACAGUUUAGUCAAGCAGGUCCUUUGAAAAGGCAUUUGAAAGUGCACACUGGGGAAAAACCUUACAAGUGUGAAAUUUGUUUUGAACAGUUUAGUCAAGCAGCCAAUUUGAAAUACCAUUUGAGAUUGCACACUGGGGAAAACCCUUAUAAGUGUGAAAUUUGUUUUAUGCCAUUUAAUAGAGCGGACGUUUUGAAAAGGCAUUUGAGAUGGCACACUGGAGAAAAAUAUAAGUGUGAAAUUUGUUUUAAACAGUUUAGUGAAGCAAGUAGCCUGAAAAUACAUUUGAGAGUGCACACUGGGGAAAAACCUUAUAAGUGUGAUAUUUGUUUUAAUGCGUUUUCUCGCGCAGACGUUUUGAAAGAACAUAUGAGAUUGCACACUGGAGAAACACCUUAUAAAUGUGAAAUUUGUUUUAGACAAUUUACUUUUAAAAGUACGUUGUAUACACAUACAGUCGGAAAAAUGAAAGAAAACCCAUGAACGAUCACAUCAAUCACAUAUUAUUCAGAUUAUUAAUAAUCUAUCUCUCUCGUUUGUUAUUUAUGGAAAAAAAUCAGCAAAUACAAAAUAUGUGAUUGAUGUGAUCGUUCAUGGGUAUUCUUUCAUUUUUCUGACUAUAAGAGAGUUCAUACUAAAGAAAAACCAUACCAGUGUGAAAUUUGUUUUAAACGGUUUUCUCGGUCAAGCAGUUAUAAAACACAUUUGAUAUUGCACACCGGAGACAAACAGUAGCGUUUACGUUAUCCCUAAAAAUUUUUUCUUCGAUGCGCUCAUGUCUCCAACGUCUUGUCAUCGCUCAGAUGUCGCUACUUGAGAUCGUUUUGCGCGAUUUCCAAGCCGAACGAAAGGUAGUGAGUUAGCCAACGUAACUCACUCAAGUCGGUACGCAGACCAUUCUUUUUGGGUAGCCAAAUCUGGGGAAUAAAUAGAAGGAUAUUCAAUAAAAUUAAUGAUCUAAAACACCAGUUACAUCAAUAUUAAAAUAUCCGAAGUUUUCCAGAACUAAAGUAAUUACAUAUUAAAUAAUUUACAUAGUAAAGCUAUGUGGCGAAUUGCUGACACUCAGGGGUAGUCUGCGUACUCUAACCCCCAGAUUUGCUACCCAUAUUAUUGCAAACUGUUUGAAGACAGCAUUACCUACCACUUCCAUCCAAUCCUGCAGUAUCAGCUUUGGACAGUUUUACCGUGUUCUACCUAAAUUAGAAAGCCGAGAGGACUUUACUAGCCUAGUGGACUUAAAAACAACAGACGUGUGGGAACAGAUAUGCUUGGUAUACUCCUUCUCAGAGGCAUCUUUCAGUGCGUCACAGUUUUUCGAUUUCUUUCUAACGCAUUAAGUUGGAAGUGACAGAAAAAAGGUACGUCCGUGAUUAAAAUCAUUUAUAACAUUUAUUCUAGUUGUUGAUACAUGGCGCUAUAAUCGAACAAAAAAUGAUUUAUGUAUUAUCUAUACAACUAUAAUCUGUACAAUUUAUAAGACUAUACAAAUCAAAGAACAUACCUUUUUAUAAAUGAAAUAAGCACAAUUGAUUUGUUUUUAUACUAAAUUACGAUUCUGACAACUGUCAGAUUUAAGUAAAAUGUCAUGCUAUGAUUCUCUACAUUCUUAAAAUCAUAGAUUACGUCAUUAAUGACACACUGAAAGACUAAGAACUUUAAAAUUGUAGUCGUAUAGAUAGAUAUGUAAUAGGUAAAUAAUGGUUAAAUACCUAAAUCAUUUCUUUUGCGAUUAUAGCGCCAUCUCUCAACAACUGGAAUAAAUGUGCAUGUAUCACGGACGUGCCUUUUUUUCUGUCUCUUGUGUCGCACUGAAAAAAGCCUCUGAGAAGCACCAUAUCAUUGUUUACGUUUGUAUAUUAAUAGAUUGCUUCUUUCUUUCAUUUACUAUUGUUGAACUGUUUUAUAUACAUAUAAACCAGGUAUAUUACUCAUAAUUUUUGUAAUCAAUAGGGGAGAUUUUGUUUGUUUUCUUUUAUAUAUAGCAGGAUUUUACAUAAACAAAGUAGGUAACGGUAAAUAAGAAAUAACUAGUAAACUAGAAAGUAGUAAACUUUGUAUCUAGUGCUUUUCGUCUUCCUUGUAUUACGAGAGAUGUCGCUGUUUUGCGUCUCAAAAAGUGGAAUCAUUGCAUCGCGAUGUUUUCCCUUAAAUAGGCAGGGUUGUUGAUAUUUGUUUCAGAGUUGUGACUGCAUAGCUUCACUGAGGAUGCAUAGAUGCUGAAAUAGCUAUAUGGAGAUUGUGGUCCAACUCUGAAUCAAAUAAAAACAAAAACUGCCUUUAUCUUUUUCAUCUUUACUCAGAUUUGCGUACCUGAAACUAUCUUUCGGUCCUUUUCCUAGACGAAAAGAAGGUAAAUACGUGGCCAAAGUGUCCUUUAUUUGCUAUAUUCUAUAUUCGUCGUCUCUUGUGCUUAUAUAUUGUAAAAGCCGGAGUUACAGGAUGCAGCCAGAAAGCAGUUUCUUAACGAAAAGUCUUGGAUUUAAAAUAUUGUUUAUUAUUUUUAUUAUUUUUAUUUCAAUUAUUCUAAUUGUAUAAAAGUAGUAAACUUCGUAUCUAGGGCUUUUCGUCUUCCUCGUAUUACGAGAGAUGUCGCUGUUUUGCGUCUCAAAAGGUGGAAUCAUUGCAUCGCGAUGUUUCCCUUAAAUAGGCAGGGUUGUUGAUAUUUGUUUCAGAGUUGUGACUACAUAGCUUCACUGAGGAUGCAUAUAUGCUGAAAUAGCUAUAUGGAGAUGGUGGUCCAACUCUGAAUCAAAAAAAACAAAAACUGCCUUUAUCUCUAUAUUAAUAAAUAACUAGUUUAAAAUAAAUCAAUAUUUAAGGCAAGGGGUAAUUAAAUUUGUAUAUAAGGUUUUUUUUAUAUUUCUGUAAAAGAGUAUUUGGCCAUACUCGUUCAUUUUGUUAGCUUUAUACAGCUCCCAGUAUCCGUGUGUAAAUAUUAUCUGAUCAUAAAAUAUCUCUAUUUUCCGAGGUAUAUUUCUAUGGAGCUUUUUACCAUAACUUUUACCAUUUAUAAACUUAGUUUAGGACUAACAUCUCUAACGACUUGUCUCUUCUUAUUAGUCAUCAUGAUAAGCCCAAAACUAUAAACAUUUUUAUAGAAAUGAAUAAAUUGAUCAGUUCUAAUUCUCUGAUCAUGUGCCAAUCUUCCAUAUUAUCUACUCAAUUUUAUACAAAAAAACUCAACAACAAAUUAAAAAUUUAUAUAAAAAUGUAUACUACAAACAAAACCUAUUUUUUAGUUGUCCUUUUUCUCCGCGUUUUCUUGGGUUCUUCGACUUCUUCUUUUACGAUAUUUGUUACUGAACCUUUAUUCCACUCUUUCUUCAAUUCUUGUAACAUCGUUGGCGUUAAAAUCCCCUGAGCCAAAAGACGUUCCGUCAAUUUGCCUUUGCCCAAAGUCAAUGAUUUUUGUCCUAAAAAGAACCAUGCAGAACUUUUUAUUAAGAAUGACUUUUUUUCGUAAAAUUAAUAAUAAAAGAGUUAUCUGAAUUGAAAUAACUAAAAAUAAUGUUAGUUAUCCAUAAUUUAAAAAAAAAAUUAAUUAGAAGGAUGUAAUUGCAUACUAGAAUAUAGUUUUUAAUUCCAAACAACUUUUCAUAAUAGCAAUUUUCAAUAUUGUGAAAAAUAAAGCUACUUUACUCUUGAGUGAAAUUCAAACUUUUUGACAUACCUCGUAUAAUAUUCAAAAAAUUUGAUAUUUGAUUGUUAUAUCUUAUGUUUUGGACCAUGCAGAGCUUUUUAUGAAGAAUAACUUUUUUCGUAAAAUUAAUAAUAAAAAAGUUUUCCAUAUGGAUACUAAUUACAGGGACUUACUGUAUAACCAGUUGUAAGUAUAGUUUGUAAAAAUAUUUAAGAUGAAAAAAUUUAAAGACUAAUAUAAAAUCUUUUAAAUUUAAAGUCGACUAAAGUCAUGUAUAAGUCACUAAUUAAGAGAGGAGUUAGACAGGGAUAUGUUUUGUCAGCUCUACUAUUUAAUCUUUAUUCCAAGUUUCUAUUUAAAGAGGCACUGAAGGAUUCGAAGAAGGGACUCAAGUUGAAUGGCGUGAAUACCAACAGCAUCAGAUACGCCGAUGAUGCGGUAUUGAUUGCGGAUUCCGACUUGGGUCUACAACGACUCAUCAACAGGUCCAACUAGGUCUGUAAGCAAUUUAUGAAAAUAAACAUUAAGAAAACCAAAGUGAUAUCAAUUCGAAAAAACCAAAAUGUACCUCAACCUUGCAAGAAAAGACUGGCAAAUUUUAGAAUAGAUCAACACUAAUUACCUGGCAUGUUGGAUCGAUAGCAGUCUGGAUCCUGAUCUACAACUAAGAUCGAGAAUAAAUCAGGCAAGAAAAUCUUUCGAAAUAAUAAAAAAACUCAGGAAAAGAAUGCAAAAAACUCACAACUAGAAAGGAGAAGACUAUCGUGACUAAGAAACACCCGACAAUGGAUAGGGCUAAAUUUUGAACAGCUAAUAAGAACAGCAAAGACAGAAGAACUUUCAAUUGUAGUACCCAACCUCCAUUGACUAGACGGAACUUUAAGAAGAAAAGGAAGAAGAGGUCAUAAAAAACUUUACGCUUUUUAAACAAUGUGUCACACUAACUUGAUUGAAGUUAACACUAGAAACAACAACAUCUGAUCAACAUAAGAACAAGACAUAGUAUGUUUUCUAUUUUACUGCAGAAGCAAAAAAGAUGUGACACUUAUUUUUGAAGAUGAAAGAUAAAUAAAUUCUCACUUACCUCUUAAAUAUGUUUGUUUUUGUCUGCUCAUGGCGAACUCUUCAUCAUCAGCAGCUCCAGUACCCGAACUAAUUCCAGUUUCGGAAUUCCUCAACAACCUCGUUAGCUGAACUAUACCUUGUUGUAUGAUUUGGUCUAAUUCACGUUGCAUGUCUCUUACUAAGUUUGGUUCAUUGAAUAGAUCAACAAAACGGUAACUGAAAGAAAAUACAGUCAGUUAUACAUGUGAAAUAUUUGCCAUUAACAAAUAUAGCUAAAAAAACUAACAUUUCAUUAACCCUAUAUUCAUGUACUUACUGGCAGAUGCACAAGUAUGCAAGCCAAGAAAAAGAGUAAGAAGAAGAACCCUAUAUUCCAUAGCAUUGCUUUCAGGCAACACCGAAAUUAAAUUCAGUUAUAAAACUAAGCCAAGAAAAAGAGUAAGAAGAAGAACCCUAUAUUCCAUAGCAUUGCUUUCAGGCAACACCGAAAUUAAAUUCAGUUAUAAAACUAACAUUUUGUCUCUAAGGGCCGGUUUUUCAGUGCUGGGUUAACCUAUUUAUUUUUCGGUCACCGAAAUAUUCAUGGUUAAUCAGUUUUUCAGUACUAGGUUAGAGUUUAAACUCGUUUAAGUUAACCAAGAUUUUAACCGAUCCUCGUUAGAUGGUUUAAUUCCGAAUUUUGCGGUUACGCUUGCGCAUUGAUGCAGUGAAUGCAUCAUAUGUUUAUUUUGAAUACCUGUCGGACAGAAGAGAUUAGUUGGGUUAUGUUAUUUUGUUUUUAUCGCGGGAAGUAUUCUACUUCCUUAUUAUUAUAUAUUAUUAUCUAAAUUAUAAAUUAUUAUCGUUAUUAUAUAGAAAGGAAAUAUAUUUAAAUAUAUUAUAAUUGUAACAGGUACCUUAUGUUUACAAAUCUGUAACAGGAUUUAAUGCAUGAUUCCUAGUAGUACUUGAAAAAGAUAAUUUUACAUUUGUCUAUAAAGCAAAAUAAUUAUUUACCAAACAGUUUGACUCCUUAUUUCCUGGUCAAUCUGUUCAAAUAGUGAUAACUGAUAACACCGUGGUCUUUGACAAACGAAAUCGGCAAAAAAUGUCUAAAUCGUCCCAGUAAUUAUUGUAAUGCUCUUCUGUUAUGAAACCGAGGUAGACAUUAUGAACUAAAUAAAGAUUCCGAACUUGAUAUUGCAUUAAUUUUUUUUUUAAUUUGGUUAUGAAAUUGUUUUUUAUUUAUUUUUCUAUCAAAUUGAUCAUUAUUUCUCGAACUGCACAUGCGCAAGUACAGUUACUGCUGCCAACAGAAGAAAAAAAGUGGUUAGCUAACCGAGAUUUUCUUGUAUGUAUACACCGUUCUUAGGCGUCAACGCCCUUCGGUAGGGAUCUAUGGAGGAGUAUCACCAAGCCGGAAGCCCUUAUCCCUUCCCGUACCGCUCCUCCAUAGGCCGAUCAGACGCCAGUUUAUUCCAGACCAAGCCGUAGACUCUAUUGAGUUUUAUACUACGGCGUUGGCCUUUUUAUAAAUUUCAUGACCUAGCUGAGGCUCGAACCAGCGACCGCAAAUCCACUAAACUUGUCGAUCGACUGAGCCCCAGCUAACUGGACCGUCAAGACCGACACCGAGAUUUUCUUAACUUGGUUUAAAGCACUGAAAAACGCUAUGAGGGUUAAAAUUUAAACUAGGUUAGUUAAACAAAAUUUUAACCGGUCACUGAAAAACUGGGCCUUAAUGAUUGUAAUGUACUUAUUGUGAAGUCAAAGACACAUUAUAUCAAAAUAAUCGCGCUACUCCUCAUGCCAGCAUAUCAAACAAAGUUCUCGCGCCAAAAGUUUUCAGAUGUUGUCGUCAGUCAUUUUUUACACGUGUGCAGUACAAGUUUUAGUCAGUUUAUACUAUUUCUAAACGCACUUAAUUCUGUUCUCUUAAUUUUUUAAUAGAAUUACAACAAAUCUAAAGAACUAAAGAUUUCUUACGUUGGAAAUAAAAAUUACAGUAAAGGCAGUUUUACAUUAUGCUACAUAUUUUCAUGCUAGG
Diabrotica virgifera virgifera (western corn rootworm) is the source of this 10160-nucleotide messenger RNA. Its product is annotated as zinc finger protein 271-like. The transcript has 2 exons. The record is from RefSeq and is a predicted model, not a curated record. Lineage: Eukaryota; Metazoa; Arthropoda; Insecta; Coleoptera; Chrysomelidae. The coding region runs from base 133 to 1797 and encodes 554 amino acids.